Messenger RNA from Oenanthe melanoleuca, 6268 nucleotides. It is a transcript of the gene CNOT12, whose product is annotated as tankyrase 1 binding protein 1. The record is from RefSeq and is a predicted model, not a curated record. The coding region runs from base 227 to 5959 and encodes 1910 amino acids. Gene Ontology annotation, biological process: double-strand break repair; cellular response to ionizing radiation. The transcript is spliced from 13 exons. Gene Ontology annotation, cellular component: nucleus; heterochromatin. Lineage: Eukaryota; Metazoa; Chordata; Aves; Passeriformes; Muscicapidae.
CGGAGGCGUGCCCGUGGCGCUCAUGAAUAUGCAUGAGCAGCGCCGCUGGAGGCCCCGGUGAGUCACGAGAGAGGCGGCGGCAGCAGCGUGAGACCCGCUGGGACAGUAACCCCUCCCCCCCGCCCGCUCUGCGCCCCCCACGUGUGUCCCCGGCCCGCCCCCGACAUGAGGCUGAUGUGGGGAAGGGGCUGACCCCACGCCUUGCCCCCCACAUCCCCGCAUCACCAUGGACUCCCAGCCGCAGUCCCUGCACCCCGCCGUGCCCUGCACCUCCCCUGCCGGCACUGGGGGGCCCGGGCUGGCAGGCAGCCCCGAUAAAGGCAGCGCUCGCCCCAAGCCGCCGGUGCGGCCCAAGCCCCGCGUGCUGCCCAAGCCGGCCGUGCCCACCAAGCCCCCGGUGCCUCCCCCCGCGCCGGGCCCGCGGCACCCCCGGCCCGAGCUGCCCUCGGCAGAGAAGAUGAACCGCCUGGCCGGGCCCCAGCCCUACAGCGCAGCAGGCACGGGGGGCCCACUCCGGCGCCCCUCCUUCACUGUCAGGUCACCCGAGACCCCCAAUGGGAAGGGGCUCCCGUCGCCCCUGGUCGCAGGCACCGAGGAGGAGGUGCCCGCGGCCCCGCCAACCCCCUCCCGCAAGGGCCCGGCUCCCUUCAAGGUGACGCCAGUGCCGGUGGCUGCCAGGCCGGAGCGGUUCCCGGGCACCACCGUGGAGGAGAUCCUGGCCAAGAUGGACAGCAGGGAGGGCCCAGGCAGCCCAGACCGGGCCUGGCUCUCACCCUUCUGCACCGACCCCUCCUCCCGCUUUGGCUCCAAGACCUUUGCUGCCUUCCGGAAGCGUCCCAGCGGGGAGGCAGAUGGAGACCCUGCUGGCGAAGCCCCCCAGACGCCCCGACCUGCAGCAGGCGAGCUGGGAGUGGAGGAUGAUGGACACCCCGUGGCUGAGAUGAGCAGCUCCCCCCCAACCGGGCUGAGCUGUGCUGGGGACCCCCGCAGACGCCCGAGGCCGCCGUCCCCUCCUGAUCUUUCCACUCUACAGCUGGGUGCCCUCGGACCUCCAGGUUCCCCAAGGCCCCCCAGCUGCCCAGCCCCAGCCCCAGCCCCAGGAGCUCCUUUCCAGCCUGCAGAGCCCUCUGCCCCAGCCCCUGGCUCCCCUGAUGCCGCCGCUGAGCUCCUGGCCCCUGACUCCCCCACACUGCCCCCUGGCUUCCCAGAAUCCCCCACUCGGCCUCCAGUUGAGGUCCCUGUCACCUCCAUCCAAGCCCCAGGUGCUCCCUCGGCCACUGAACCCCAGCACAGCAUCUCCCAUUCCCCUGGCUCCCCACACACUCCAGGGGAGGGAUCCCCUGGCACUGCCAGCCCCCCUGGCACUCCUGAACUGCCCCCACGAGUCACCUGCCCCCCUGGCUCUCCUGAGGCUGCUGCUGAGUACCUGGGCUUCCCCAGCCCACCCCUUGCCAAAGCCUCUUGUCCCCCAGGCUCCCCAGAGGGACCUGAUGACUCUGCAGUGUCCCCACUAUCUCAUGAGGGUCCUGAUUUCAAGCCCCCUCCCCGGGAUGUGGGGCUCCGGCGCUCCUCAGAGGGAGUGCUGCGGCCCCCACCCACAGGACAGGGCCUGGGGGAGCUGGGGGGCUCGCUGAGUGCCCUGCCCCACCCUGGAGACCUCCUGUCAGAGCCCUCCCUGGGCAGUGAGUCCGGCUGGAGCCUUUCCCAGUCCUUUGAGUGGACAUUCCCAUCACGGGGGACACGCUUGCCGGCCUUCCCUCCCCGUUCCCCCAUCCGAGAGACACCUGACUCAGGGCUCUCUGAAGAGGGGGAGUCAGAUGGGGAGGCUGCAGCCCCCAGCCCUCCAAAGGACAGCAGCUCUGAAGGACCUGACAGCCAGCAGGCAGAGGGGGCUCCAUGCCCAGGGGGUCCCGUGGCCCAGCGAGAGGCUGAAGGCUCAGCAGAGGAGGAGGAGGAGGAUGAAAGGGAGGCAGAGCAGGAUGCUCCAGUGUCCCACUCCCCACUUCAUGUGACAAAGCCUGGCCAGGACCCAGCUGAGCCUGAGUCCCCCACCCAGCCCAGCGUCACCACACCCUUGGAUCCAGCUCCCCCAGAUCUAGCUGCUCCAGCUGACUUAGCCUGGGCAGGUGAUAGCCCCAAGAGCUUGCAGGGUCCCGGGGGCCCAGGCCAGGCUGAAGGACCCUCGCAGGACCCUGACCCCCACACCGACCCGGGCUGGCUGACAGAGCUGUUGGCGUCACCUGGGGUCCGUGGCUCUCCGGAGCAGAAUCUGCUGGGCUGGUCAAGGAAGGACCUCUGCAGUGAGUUUGGCAUUGGCCACCCUCGCCAGGACACCACCUUUGACUGGAGCCACCCAGGUGUGUCGAGGGAGAGGGACUGGCCUGUUGAGACCAAGCAGGACCAGGAUUUUGAGACCAAAUCCAGCUGGGACAGCACCCGCGGUGACAAGGACAGCAAUGCCCCGGAGAGCUGGAGUGGUGACUACAGAGCGACAGAGCUGAUGAGGGACAUGAAACUGGGCUGCAGUGACUGGUCCCAGUCCCUUGGCACUGGGAAGAGCUGCCCACAGGAUCCAGACUUCAGUGCCAGCACAGCCAAGUGGGGCCAGGGCUAUGGCAGCACGGAGGAGCUUGGCUCUGGACAAGCCAACUGGAGCAGUGGCCUUGGCACGGGACAUGUCCAGCAGCUGGACAAGGAGCCACGCUCUGGGCAGCCCACCUGGGCCGGCAGGUUCAGCAACAGGGACACGGAGAUGAAGGACAGGGAGCUCACCCCAGACUGGGCCAGCAAAUACAGCAGCCAGGAUGCUGGGAGCAAGGAGGAGAAUUUAACGCUUGGCUGGGCUGGCAGAUCCAGCACUGGGGACACUGGAAGCCCAGAUAAGGAGCUCAGCCCUGGCCAGACAGCCUGGGACAGGAGGUGUGACCCUAGGGACAUGGAAAGCCAGGACUGGGAGUUUAGUCCCUGCCGGCCAGCCUGGACUUCGGAAUACAGGGACACAGAAAGUCAGGACCAGGAGUUCAGCCCCAGCCGGCCGGCCUGGACUGGUGAAAUCAGGGACAUGGAAAGCCAGGACAGGGAGUUCAGCCCCGGGAGACCAGCCUGGACUGGUGAAUACAGGGAAAUGGAAAGCCAGGACCAGAAGUUCAGCCCCAGAAGGCAGUCCUGGAAUGACAGAUCCAGCACCAAGGACAUGGAGAGCCAGGACCAGGAGUUUAGCCCCAGCAGGCCAGCCUGGGAUGAUAGAUCCAGGACCAGGGACACAGAAAGACAAGACAGGGAAUUCAGCCCCAGCAGGCCAGCUUGGGAUGACGGAUCCAGCACCAGGGACACAGAAAGCCAGGACCAGGAAUUCAGCCCCAGCAGGCUGGCCUGGGGUGACAGAUCCAGCACCAGGGACGUGAAGAGCCAGGACCAGGAAUUCAGCCCCAGCAGGCCAGCCUGGGAUGAUAGAUCCAGGACCAGGGACACAGAAAGACAGGACAGGGAAUUCAGCUCCAGCAGGCCAGCUUGGGAUGAUAAAUCCAGGACCAGGGACACAGAGAGCCAGGACCAGGAAUUCAGCCCCAGCAGAGCAGCCUGGGAUGAUGGAUCCAGGACCAGGGACACAGAAAGACAGGACAGGGAAUUCAGCUCCAGCAGGCCAGCUUGGGAUGACAGAUCCAGCACCAGGGACACAGAAAGACAGGACAGGGAAUUCAGCUCCAGCAGGCCAGCUUGGGAUGACAGAUCCAGCACCAGGGACACAGAAAAACAGGACAGGGAAUUCAGCCCCAGUAGGCCAGCCUGGGAUGAUAAAUCCAGCACCAGGGACACAGAGAGCCAGGACCAGGAAUUCAGCCCCAGCAGGCCAGCCUGGGAUGAUAGAUCCAGGACCAGGGACACAGAAAGACAGGACAGGGAAUUCAGCUCCAGCAGGCCAGCUUGGGAUGACAGAUCCAGCGCCAGGGACACAGAAAUACAGGACAGGGAAUUCAGCUCCAGCAGGCCAGCUUGGGAUGACAGAUCCAGCACCAGGGACACAGAAAGACAAGACAGGGAAUUCAGCCCCAGUAGGCCAGCCUGGGAUGAUAAAUCCAGGACCAGGGACACAGAGAGCCAGGACCAGGAAUUCAGCCCCAGCAGGCUGGCUGAAGCCCGUGAAUGGAGCACCAGGGACCUGAAGACCCAGGAUACGUUCAGUCCCAGCAGAGCAGCCUGGGAUGAUGGAUCCAGGACCAGCGACACAGAAAGACAGGACAGCGAAUUCAGCCCCAGCAGGCCAGCCUGGGAUGAUAGAUCCAGCACCAGGGACACAGAGAGCCAAGACCAGGAAUUCAGCCCCAGCAGGCUGGCUGAAGCCCGUGAGUGGAGCACCAGGGACCUGGAGACCCAGGAUGCGUUCAGUCCCAGCAGAGCAGCCUGGGAUGGCGGAUCCAGCACCAGGGACCUGGAGAGCCAGGACCACGAAUUCACAUCCAGCAGAGCAGCCGUGGAUGGCAGGCACAGCAUCAGGGACACGGAGACCCAGACUGGGGAGUUGUUCAGCCCCAGCAGAGGUGUCUGGGGUGACAGAUCCAGCACCAGGGCUAUGGAGCCCCAGGACAGAGCGGCCCGGGAUGGGCAGCGCAGCUCUGUGGCCCCCAGGGAGGAAGAGCAGGAGCUGAUGCCAGCCCGGCUGAGCUGGCCGGGGGAGGGCAGCAUCGGGCAGACAGGGCUGGUUGGGGUUGGUGAGGAGGACGUGCCCAACUCCCACCACCCUGAUCUCCCGGUGCAGGAGCCCACCUGGGGCAGUGCCCACCUGCAAGAGCGUGACAGCUCUGGCAGCAGGGACUGGGCUGAGGAGCUUGGAGCAGCUGAGUACCAGAACCAGUUUGGUGUCAUUGGGACAGAGCGGCUGGCAGACCCCUGCGGUGCCGGAGCCUCGGAUGGCUCCAUGUCCAGGGUCCUGCCUCAGCCCCAGGCAGGCUUGCACAGGGAUCUUUCUCUGGACAUGGGCAGUGCCCACUGGAGCCAGGACCUGGACAGCUGGAGUGUGGAACCGCGGGAUUCUGAGGCCAGGCGCCAGGAGUGGGCAAGUGCCUUCAGUGCCCGCUGUGCCGCCCGCAGUCGUGACCUUGGUGCAGAGGAGCAGAGCCUGGGAGGGGCCACCAGCGCAGAGCAUGGCAGGUCCACCCCCAGCCCUUUGAUGGAUGACAUUCCAGCACAUCCCUCAGCUGUGGAGCCCCCCCAGAGUGAAUCACCCAACCCCUCUGAGGAAGAGAGGGAUCCCUCUGAGCCAACUGCUGCCCCACAGAGCCCCAGAACCCACCCUCUGCUGUCAGAGGCUUCCAGUGGGAUCCCAGCAGACACAGGAAGUGAGGAACAGCCCUCAGACCACCCAGAUGGGGAGUGCUCCUCGAGCUGUGGGGAGCAGCGGCACUCUCUGGCUACCCCCCAGCCCGAGGGGUCCAUGGAGCAGGGGCAGGAAUUUCCUCUUCUGGAGGACACAGAGCUCCUGGACAGCAGCGUGCUGCGCUGCAAGGCCAGCCUGGGCCGCAAGCGCCAGCACCGGGCGCCGUCCCUGCGCCCCGCCACCACCGAGGGGGAGAGCUGGAUCUUCCGGGACUCCACGGAGCCCCGGCCAGCCCCGGCAGCGUCCUCUGAUGAGGAGGCAGUGGAGGAGCCCCGGAGCCGGCGGAUGCGCGGCUCGCCCUCGGGCAGGGGAGUCAAGGUGCCACUCUUUCCUGGCCUCAGUGCCUCCGCCAUCAAGGCCAAGCUGAGGGGUCGCAACCGCUCGGCCGAGGAGGGGACAUCGUCAGGGGAGAGCAAGGGGACCCCUCCUAAGGACCCCCAUGUGCAGCGCUCCAAGUCCUGCAAGAUCCCUGGUGUCAGUGGAAAACCCCCAACCCUGCCCCCCAAGCCAGAGAAAUCCUCAGGGUCUGAGGCAUCUCCCCCCCACUGGCUGCAGGCGCUGAAGCUGAAAAGGAAGAAGCCUUGAGCGGGGCUCACUCCCCGAUGCUGAUGGCUCGCUGUCCCCGUACCAGGGCUGUCCCCGUACCAGGGCUGUCCCCUCCCGUGGGGACACACACACACACCUAUGCACUUUGUACGAGCUCGCAGGGUCCCUGUCUUCCUAACACCUCCUCCUCAUCCCCCCCAUUGUAUCCUGUCUCCUUGGUCCCCAAGGGGUUUGGGGUGGGCACAACAUCCCCCUUCCCCUCCCCCCUGCUCAUGUAUGGCCCUGGACACAGGGCAACGGGUCCGGCUCGUGGUGCCACUGCCACAGACAAUAAAACCUCGCUGGUCA